This is a messenger RNA of Ostreobium quekettii, 1242 nucleotides long. Lineage: Eukaryota; Viridiplantae; Chlorophyta; Ulvophyceae; Bryopsidales; Ostreobiaceae. The record is from the annotation of a GenBank genome assembly.
AUGACGGAGUCCGGUGGCGGGGGAUGCGCCGAGCCCUGCGCCGGGUUCCUGGCCCUCCCGGUGGAUGUGAUCGCGGCUGUGCUUCGCAACCUGCACGGGCGCGACAUCUGCCGCUGCGCGUGCGUGUGCAGCGCCUUCCGCGCCGCGGCGACGGACGAGGAGAGGGUGUGGAGGCCGAUGUGCGAGGGGCGCUGGGGGGACAAGACGCGCCCGGAGGAGUGGCUGGUGGAGGGCGGCGAGGGCUGGCGGUCGGCGGCCAGCCCGGAUGUCGAGGUGCCGCACAACUACAGGCUUGUGUACCGGCUGCUGAACCAGUAUGACCAACUGCUGGGUGUGUGGCAAGGGCAUGAUAUGGAGCACCACCCCAGGGGUGCCCUCUUUGUCACGCAGUGGCGCUCUGACAGCAUCGACUGUGUGAGACUUGUGGCAGAUGAAACUAACGUAAAACGGAGGGACUACCUGAAGCUGGGACCCUGGGGCCAGGUUACUGGGCAGGUGCUUGACGGCGAUCACCUGGUCUUGAAAGAAUACACCCACAUGAGCGGGAGCCCAAGCAUGGGGCCCGCAGCUGCAGCUGCAUCCGUAGCAGCAGGCACAGAUUCUGGCGGUCACAGCCCCCCAAGGCGCUUCCAGAACGAACUGCUGAAAUUCAUGCAGUCGUCUGUCCGCUCCAGCAGGCGAAGCGGCAGCCGAAGGCCACAGCGCACCGCACAGGGGAGCGACUUUGGCUGUGUUCCAAAGUUUCACCACAUGGUGAGGCUUCUGGUUCCAAGCCCCACAAGGCACACAUCCCUGGCAGGGAUCUGGAAGGGAAGCUACGGGCCACAUGGCGUUGAGGUCAUCAAGAUCGAGUAUGACUUUUCGGGAUCGUCUGCACAGAUCGUGGCAACAAAGCUCAUAGGCGACCCCAAUGUGCCUGCUGGUGAAAAGACGUGGCGAGUGCACGCCAAGCCCAUGGGCGGCCCGCCCUGGCCCCUGAUGGACGCCCCGGGACUGGGCGUGGCCUUCCUCCUCUCUGUGGGCCCCGACCCCAUCGAGGUGCACGAGCUGAGGGAGCUGACCGUGGUGAACUGCCAUGGGGGCCACGGCCGCGUGGCCCAGGCGGGCUUCCGCAACCCGGAGUGGAUCGAGGGCCAGCUGUGGGAGUACAGCAACGGCAACAUCGGGUUCAUUUGGGAGGGCGGCCACAACUUCCUCAUCAAUUUCGUCAGGGCUGAAGAUGACAUUCUGCUGGAGUCUUAG